AUAGAGACUCGGGAUUGCAGUUCUCUAGUGCAGAAUAACCAAGCAAAACUGGCCGAGACUAUCACUGAGACUGUGUGUGCCUGACAGAGAACUGCUGGGAUGGGAAACAGUGCGUUAAAAGCCCACCUGGAGACAGCACAGAAAACUGGUGUGUUUCAGCUGACAGGAAAGGGACUCACAGAGUUUCCUGAAGAUCUGCAGAAGCUAACAAGCAACUUAAGGACAAUAGACUUGUCAAACAACAAAAUAGAGCUCUUGCCACCAGUCAUUGGAAAAUUUUCCAUCUUGAAGAGCCUUGCUCUAAACAACAACAAACUGACUGCUUUACCUGAGGAGCUGUGUAAACUGAAAAAACUGGAGACACUACACUUGAAUGGCAAUCACUUGAGGCAGCUACCAGCUGCAUUUGGACAGCUUUCAGCUCUCAAAACCCUGAGUCUUUCUGGAAACCAGCUUCAGACUGUGCCCUCACAACUCUGUGGUCUUCGCCACUUGGAUGUGGUAGAUCUUUCAAAAAACAAGAUCCAGAAUGUACCUGACACUGUUGGAGAAUUGCAGGCUAUUGAGCUCAAUUUGAAUCAAAAUCAGAUUUCUCAGAUCUCAGUGCAGAUCUCCCACUGUCCACGCCUCAAAGUCUUGCGCUUAGAAGAAAACUGUCUAGAACUCAGCAUGCUUCCUGAAAGUAUCCUCAGUGAUUCCCAGAUCUCACUGCUUGCAGUAGAAGGCAACCUCUUUGAAAUAAAAAAACUCAGAGAACUGGAAGGUUAUGACAAGUACAUGGAGCGAUUUACUGCAACAAAGAAGAAGUUUGCAUAA
Chaetura pelagica (chimney swift) is the source of this 816-nucleotide messenger RNA. It is a transcript of the gene LRRC57, whose product is annotated as leucine rich repeat containing 57. The record is from RefSeq and is a predicted model, not a curated record. The transcript has 5 exons. NCBI's taxonomy places the organism in Eukaryota, Metazoa, Chordata, Aves, Apodiformes, Apodidae. Bases 100 to 816 code for a protein of 238 amino acids. Gene Ontology annotation, molecular function: protein binding.